CGGAGCGCGACUGUUGUGGCCGUGCCGUGGGGUCUGUGAGGACUGUGAGCACUGUGAGUAGUCGGUAGAGGUGAGUGAAUCAGUCAGCCGCUGGAUAUCGUCCGAGUGCCGCUCCACUCUCGUGCACGCUUGGUGCACUUGCAUGCUGAACGUGCUCGCGUGAUGUCGAUCCAUCAACCGUAACAAUUCAGCAACGAUACAUUCGAGGGAAACACAUGCCCAAAUUUUGGAAAUUCAUCGUCCUGACGACGAACACGCCGCGCCGGGUCAGCAUUGAUUCGCGUUUGAGAGACUCGCUCUACGUGAUUAAUUGAACGUAGACUCGGAUAACUUGCCGAGAUAUUAAAUCGAUUUAAUAGUAGCGAACUGAUGAUGAUCGCGUUCGGGAUGUUACCACGCGACGUACUGACUAUCGCGAUGAUGACGACAGGUCUCGUCGUCGCUGUCACCAGCGGUGCACCUACAAAUUCAGAUGCAGAGGAUUACGAGAUGUUCGCUGACAAAGAUGCGCAAUCUACCGAUAAAGGUUCCUCUAAUGCAGGAGAAGUAAGAUGCUAUUGCAAUCAACCAGAAUGCGUUCCUCAAGGAUACAUGUGUCGCGGUAGGAGUUGCUUUACAAAAUUACCAUCGUACGUAAAUGCAUCACUUUCGAGAGCGGAGCAUACUGCUCACAGCGGUUGUCUCGAUGAAAAUUUGAUAAAUCGUCAGUGCCCCGCAGGAUUUCUCUGCUGUGAUCAAGAUCUCUGUAAUCAUGUGGACAGCCCCGCGAUGAGAAACAGACUCAACAAGACUCUACGAGUAUUAAUCGAUGCUCAACGACCGUACUUGGCUCCAUUGCAUCCAAAUAAUCGCGGAAAUCAGGUGAUUGACGGAUGGUUCCCAACAGCAACGAUCAUCGUGGCUAUCUGUGGAUUCAUCGUCCUGUUAAUGAUCGCCAGCCUAGCUGUCAGAUGGCUCCAGCCUGUGCCGGCACAAAACGCAAAUAAAUUCGUGCCACAUCGAACAUCUAAUAACGGGCCACCUUUACUUGGACCGCCGAAAGUGCCUUUGGUUUAAGAAAUUUCAUGACAAAGUUUCCCAAUAAAAGGUGUUCUAAGUAAUAGUUUAAUUAAUAGAGCUGGCUGCGCUAGUUUUGAUACAUGACUUGCAAAACCGGAGUUGUGCCAUACACAUACAUUUGUGUAGCAAAGUAUUUGUAUACCGAAUACUUGUACGUUAAUAUUAAUUGAGGAUAAUUAAGUAUAUAUAAGAUUUCUUUACGAUGGAUGAUAUUAUUCCAAUUUAAUUUCGUUUCAACUUUGUGGAUUUUUUACAACAUGUAUAUGAGAAACAUAGCCUGUGUGUGUGUAUGUGUGUGCGUAUGCAAGUUUGCAAGAUUCCACAGAGUCAUGUACCAAAUAAAUGGCUGUUUAGAAAGCUAGCGGGCCGUUGAAGGCUCCACUUGGCUGUGAAUUCUACGAAGAAAGCAACUACUGUAAAUUAUAUCUCAUAAUGAUAAUGUAUUACUCGUUGCAUUUCCUCGAAACGUCGACAUGGCACGCAUGUCGACAUCGCGAGAUCAAAGAGUGAGAAUGGAUCAAAAUUUUUCGAUCCUUUAAACAUGACGUUACGAUGACAUAAAGUAUAUGAUAUGUUUCUAUGUCAUUAUAAGAUUGUAAAUAUAGAACAUGUAUUUUUUAUCAUCUUGAAUGAUACAUUAAAUUUGAUGAUAUUAUCGAGUUACAAUGAUGAUGCGAGAACGUUUUUUAACGUUGUAAUUAUUGAACUCUGUUCCCUAAAAAUACUAGUACGUAAUGUUAAUUCACGAAUAGUACACGCCAAUAAAAAGUGAGGGAAGAUUAUAUAUUUCGUAAUAAUCUAUAAGAAAAUUCAAUAGAAAGUAAAUUUAUGUAAGCGACAUAAAAUUUUUCGUUCAAGUCGCCGUUGAGACUUGAAUCACAGCCAAUUUGUGAAUUGUACCUUUUCUUCAUAUAAUAUUUUUUAAGCGUAUUUCAUAUAAACACUGUAUUGUGAUAGUACGAUAUAAUAAUGACUAAAUAAAUACGUACAGGCCUGCCUAGACUUUAUUUUAUACUUGUGUUAUGUUACUUGUGAGGAAUGAAAAAAAAAAGUAAAGUAUA
This is a messenger RNA of Acromyrmex echinatior (Panamanian leafcutter ant), 2120 nucleotides long. RefSeq names its product BMP and activin membrane-bound inhibitor homolog. Lineage: Eukaryota; Metazoa; Arthropoda; Insecta; Hymenoptera; Formicidae. The record is from RefSeq and is a predicted model, not a curated record.